AUGAAAGAAUCGAAAAUCUACUCAAUAAAUGAAGUUAACAAGCACAAUACAGAAGAAGACUGUUGGGUCGUAAUUAAUGAUAACGUUUAUGAUGUCACUUCAUUGCUUGAAAAGCAUCCCGGUGGUACUGAUUCCAUUAUGGAAGUCGCAGGUACGUUUGCAACGAAGGGAUUCAAUGCUGUUCCCCAUUCAGAAGGUGCACGACAUUGGAUGAAUAAAUUCUACAUUGGGGAGAUUGCGGAGGCUUGUUUAUAUAUUAUGAAAUAA
Rodentolepis nana is the source of this 267-nucleotide messenger RNA. NCBI's taxonomy places the organism in Eukaryota, Metazoa, Platyhelminthes, Cestoda, Cyclophyllidea, Hymenolepididae. The record is from the annotation of a GenBank genome assembly.